CACCUCCAGUCCUGAGGAUGAUCGGGUUCAGGUUGACAAGGGAGCGUUUCAUGUGCAGCCGAUUUACUAACAUAAAUUAGAAAUAAAACACAGUGGAUGCGAAAAAUAUGAAACAGAAAAUGUACGAAUAGGGGCUAUUUAGCCCAUUGUGUUUCUACAUACUUAAAGACUCCCCCCCCACCCUAAUCUCUAGCCAUGUUGGACUAUAACCUAGUGUCGUGUGAUUUCUGACCUUCUCCAGCCGUUGUCUUCACAAUCUUCCUAAAAUGUAGUACCCAGAAUUGGAAGCAAUACUCUAGAUGCUGCUGAACACUGUUACAUGCAGGUUUGACAUAACUAGCUUGCUUAAUUCUACUCCAUGCCCCUAUUGAUAAAACCCAGGAUGCCAAAUCCUUUAUAAACCACACUCUCUCAAGCUAUUCUGACUGCAAUGAAGAUUUCUGCACAUAUACACAAGGCAAUCCGUUCAUAGAUGGAAUCAAGCUACUGCAUCUUGACUUCCUCCAGUGCUAAUAUAUCUUCCCCUAGAUAAGAGUACGAAAACCUUUCACAAUAUUCCAGCAAUAUCAAAAUGUCGGAUAAAAGUGAUUUAAAAGCCGAACUGGAGCGUAAAAAACAAAGACUGGCUCAGAUACGAGAAGAGAAAAAAAGAAAAGAAGAAGAAAGAAAGAAGAAAGAGGCUGAAAUGCAACAGAAGAAAGAGCCACCUCCUGAGGACUCUGACCUGGAUCGCAAGCGAAGAGAGACCGAAGCAUUGCUACAGAGCAUUGGCAUAGCCCCAGAACCAGCAUUAGUGCAACCACUGCAAUUAGUAACAUGGGAUGCCUCUUAUUUUCAUUAUUUAGUCCCAACCCCUAUGUCUCCCUCCUCGAAAUCAGUGAGCACGCCCAGUGAAGCUGGUAGCCAGGACUCAGUUGAUGGUGGACACAGUGGAAGAGCAUUGCAGUGGGAUACUGAUCCUUCUGUGCUCCAGCUGCAGUCUGACUCUGACCUCAGCCGCCGCAUGCCGAAACUUGUGAUUUCAAAAAUUACUCAAGUUGAUUUUUUACCUCGAGAAGUGGUGUCAUACUCCAAAGAAACCCAAACGCCCAUUGCUCAACAGCCAGAAGAAGAUGAAGAAGACGAGAUUCCUGAACUGAAUCUAGGAGCUGAAUCUGAGGUGGAAAACCAAGAUCAGAAAACUGAAACUAAAGAAGCUGCUCCUAGAGAACUCACUGAAGAGGAGAAGCAGCAAAUUCUUCAUUCAGAGGAAUUUUUGAUUUUCUUCGACCAUAACAUUCGAAUCAUUGAACGUGCUCUUGCUGAAGAUUCUAGCCUCUUCUUUGAUUAUGGUGGCAAGGAGUUGGAUGAAAAAGAAGGAGACUUCCAAGCUGGGCUAAACCUUGCUUUCAACCGUCAGUUUUAUGAUGAGCACUGGUCGAAACACAGAGUUGUAACCUGUUUGGAUUGGUCACUUCAGUAUCCCGAAUUGAUGGUUGCUUCCUAUAACAACAAUGAAGAUGCCCCACAUGAGCCAGAUGGAGUAGCUUUGGUUUGGAACAUGAAAUUUAAAAAGAACACACCCGAAUAUAUUUUCCAUUGUCAGUCUCCUGUAAUGUCGGUCUGCUUUGCCCGAUUCCACCCAAAUUUAGUAGUUGGUGGUACGUACUCUGGACAAAUUGUUCUUUGGGAUAACCGCAGCCACCGACGAACUCCAGUUCAACGUACACCUCUUUCUGCUGCAGCUCACACACAUCCUGUGUACUGUGUAAAUGUUGUUGGAACGCAAAAUGCUCACAAUCUAAUCACAGUUUCCACAGAUGGAAAGAUGUGUUCCUGGAGCCUAGAUAUGCUGACUCAACCACAGGAGAAUAUGGAGCUGGUUUACAAUAAGUCAAAGCCUGUGGCUGUCACUAGCAUGGCUUUCCCAACGGGAGAUGUCAAUAAUUUUGUUGUAGGAAGUGAGGAGGGUAUGAUUUAUACUGCAUGUCGGCAUGGCAGUAAGGCUGGUAUUGGUGAAAUGUUUGAGGGUCAUCAGGGUCCAGUGACUGGUAUCAACUGCCAUAUGGCCGUGGGACAGAUUGACUUCUCACAUCUGUUUGUCACCUCUUCAUUUGAUUGGACUGUCAAAUUGUGGACAACAAAGCACAACAAGCCUCUCUACUCCUUUGAAGACAAUGCAGACUAUGUCUACGACGUCAUGUGGUCACCAGUGCAUCCUGCACUAUUUGCCUGUGUGGAUGGAAUGGGACGAUUAGACCUCUGGAACCUCAAUAAUGACACAGAGGUGCCAACAGCAAGUGCAGCUGUUGAGGGAACAUCUGCACUUAAUCGUGUCAGAUGGGCAUCAACUGGUAGGGAGGUGGCAGUAGGAGAUUCAGAAGGGCACAUAUGGGUUUAUGAUGUCAGUGAGCAAUUGGCAAUCCCUCAUGGUGAUGAGUGGGCACGUUUUGCUAGGACCCUGGUGGAGAUCCGGGCUAACCGGGCAGAUGCAGAAGAGGAAAGUGUUGCUGAAUUGACUGUACAGCUGUAGGACAUUAUCUGUACCUGCUUUGCCAGUGCAAUUAUGCUAUAUGAAGAUAUACCAGUUGAAAGUGCCACAUAUGACCAAAAGCUGCUAUUGUAGUUUUACUGUUUCUCAUUUCUAGAUGUUUAUCAAUAUGUAAAGUGCUUAAAAAAUACAGCGUUAUGAAAAUUAUUGCUCAAUUCUGUAAUGUUUAAAAUGUUGUAAUUGCAUUACAGCUAUUGAUUAUUAGUUAGUAGAUGUAUUGAAUAAGUAGAAGCCCAUAGUUCUACCUGUAUUUGUAAGCAUGUAUAGCAUAGGUCUAUUAAAUCCAUGAUGCUAAAUAUGUGCAGGUGUGGAAAGCUACACUACAAAACUGAGCCAACAAUUUCAAACUGGCAUUUUCCCACUGGUAAUGCACCAUUGUGAAUGGUUGUACUUUCAACGUUGCUGAUCCAUAUUUAUUAAAUAUUGCAUGGAAAAUACUAGGAAAAGAUUAAAAUAAACUAUCCUGGAACAAC
Molecule: messenger RNA, 3003 nt
Organism: Stegostoma tigrinum
Lineage: Eukaryota; Metazoa; Chordata; Chondrichthyes; Orectolobiformes; Stegostomatidae
Gene: dync1i1a
Product: cytoplasmic dynein 1 intermediate chain 1
Exons: 19
Coding region: 572-2512 (646 amino acids)
Biological process (GO): transport along microtubule
Cellular component (GO): cytoplasmic dynein complex
Molecular function (GO): dynein heavy chain binding; dynein light chain binding
Source: RefSeq, a predicted model, not a curated record